Molecule: messenger RNA, 1191 nt
Organism: Porites evermanni
Lineage: Eukaryota; Metazoa; Cnidaria; Anthozoa; Scleractinia; Poritidae
Source: the annotation of a GenBank genome assembly
AUGGCUACUGCAGCACCAUCACCGCUGGCCAGUUCUGUGGAGAAGACAAAUGGAGCCAAGCUCAGCAGGCUUCUCAUCGACGGUGGAACAACAGUUCUUAGGAAGAUUUUUGAUGGUCAUCAUCCUCCUGCAAACUUGAUUAUUGACUUAAAUGCUAAUUACCCCAUCCUUAACAAUCUCUUUCGUCGUCGAGUUCUAAAUGGUCAUCAGUGGGACAAACUAUUUCCACCUGGUGGAGUCCCUCCAGACUCCAACAUCUUUGACAUCACUCUUUUGUUUCUCCUUCUGACUAAGAUUUGUAGACUAACCCCUCCCACCUCAGGAUGGCAUACUAAAUCACCCUCAAGUGACACGUCUCAUGAGGCUAACCUUGCACGGGUUAAGUUCUAUCGCAAUGUCUUGUAUGGUCAUGUGACUACCACUGGUGUUGAUACAACAACUUUCUCUGCUCUGUGGACUGAAAUUAGUGGUGUUCUUGUGAGUCUUGGCCUUGAUCAGGCGGAAGUUGAUAGGCUGAAGGCAGAGAAAGGUGGAGAGCAAGAUUAUAUUGACGUGUUGAUUGAGUGGGCUGAUAGUGAAGAGGAUAUCAAGACACAGUUGAAGAACAUACAUCAGUCUCAAAGCCAAACGCAUCAAUCAGUUCAAGAUGUACGUCUAGCACAAGAGAAGACUCAAGAGACAGUGAAAGAAAUACGUCAGAGCCAGGACAGGACACAAAAGAGAGUAGAAGACAUACAUCAGACCCAGGCCAAGACUCAAAAAAGAGUAGAAGACAUGCAUCACAUACAUACCCAAACUCAACGGCGCGUAAAAGAAGUGAAUCAGAACGUGAGAGAAGUUGUAACAGGUCUUAAGGAAAUAAAGGAAGCAGUUUAUAGUUUAAAAGAAGAAAAAGACAAAGAUAGCUCAGACGAGGUCCUUAGAAAUCUCACCAAGUCUGAAUUCAGUGGAGACAUUGAAUAUUAUGUGCAGAGAUUUCAAGAAGGCACCCGUGAGUGGGUCUUUGACAGAGUUCAGAAGUGGCUGGAUGACAGAAGCUCUCAAAACCGUGUGAUGGUGAUCAGUGGAAAUGCAGGAAUGGGAAAAUCUGUCAUCGCAGCUGUGAUUUGCAAGAGAAUGCUAAGGUUGGUAGGCUGUCAGGAAGCCAUUUUUGUCAGUAUAACAAUGUACGCUACUGUAAGCCUCAGUUAA